Miscanthus lutarioriparius is the source of this 2178-nucleotide messenger RNA. NCBI's taxonomy places the organism in Eukaryota, Viridiplantae, Streptophyta, Magnoliopsida, Poales, Poaceae. The record is from the annotation of a GenBank genome assembly.
AUGGCCGCACCCAACCUGGCUGUCCACGCUACCCCAUCGAAGUUGACAUGCUAUAAUUGCGGGGAGCCGGGGCAUUUUGUGGUUAAUUGUUCCAAGCCAAAAAUCUGUUUCAUAUGUGGGAUUGCUGGUCAUCAUAUGAGUGCUUGCCCCGCUUGGAAGAGGGAUCACCCUAUUGCUGCAUAUGUGGGUAGUGCUAGCCUUGGAUUAGGUUUUUAUCACCUAGAAAUACCGGAUAUUGAAUCAACUCAGUGGCUUAAUCUCACAAAUUGUGGAGUUGUCCGAAUCAAGUCUGGUUCUAUUACUUUGGCUGAAUUGGAGGGUGAGUUGUUUGAGAUUUUCUCUAAGGACUGGCCAUGGCAGAUUAGAGAGUUGGAGGCUGGCAAUUUUUUAGUUCGUUUCCCACCCAACAAGAAAGUGUCUGACAUCAAGAAUUAUCCAUCAUUCAGCUUAAGGAAGGAAGGGGUACAAGUGGAGGUUCUAGAGUGGCUUGGUGAUCUCAAACCCUAUGGUGAACUACAAGAGUCUUUCUAUGAAACAGUAAGAGUUAAGGUGGCUUGCAAGGAUUUCUCCAAAAUUCCACAUCAAAGGCUAUAUGAGAUGAACAAGAAACUCCAUGUAAUUGUUUUUACUGUGGAAGCAGAACAGGAGAAGACAAAGACUAAUCCGAGAAACGAUGGAGGGGAUGGAGGUGAUGAUGAUCUAGGUGAUGAUGGGGAGGAAGAUGACUUACUGGAUGAUGAUCCACCGUCUAAAGAGCAGCCCCCUCACACCCAGGGUCCUUCUGCAGAUACCCAAAAAACCCCGGUCAGCAAACCCAAUAGCAGCUCGGGGUGUAAGACAGUUAGUAUGGAGGAGAUGAAUAUAGAACUCGUUGAUCAAGAUAGAUAUCUGAAGGAAUGUAUGGAAGGAAGACCUCUGCUGUCAGAGUUAGUAAGUAACAAAUUAAUGGGGGAUGUGGCAGUUAGUAAUUUAUGUAUUUCUGAAUUGGCUCUUAAUAGUCAAGUGAACAAGGGGGUUUCACCACACAGGAAGUUGCCUUCUGAUGUGGGGGUCUCGGUAGAAGAAGCAGAUAAGACAAUGGUGGCUGGGAGCAGCCUUGAGGCUUCUUCUAUGGAUGGUGUGUAUUCACUGGGGGCCAAGAUUUAUCUGUCUUCAUCAACCUGUCACUUGAGUGGCUUUCAGAAAGGUGCUUUUACUGAGAAUUAUAACAUCAGCUAUCAUGGGAUUCUUUUGCUGAGAAAGAGCAGUAGCGCACAUCAUUUGCAUAGUAUGGGGGAGAUGACUGAGCAACUUCCAAUUGGGGAGAACACAUAUCCAGUGGAGGUCACACCAGAAUGUGCUCAGAUACGGGGAUCUGAUUGCCAGAUAGUUGGAAAGAAGCUUUAUGGUGCUUGUGAGGAAGAGUCUAGGCAUUCAAGAUGGGAGGAGUUUAGAAGGUUCGCUAGCAGGGAUACAGCUACUGAGGAGUGUUCUACACUGCAGAAAAGGAUGGAAUUAGAGGCUUUGGAUGAUGAGGAGGAAAUGACCAAUGAAGAUGAUAUCAUUACUCUAGAGGAAUCUGGGCUCCUACCUAAUAUUGAAGCUGAGGUCAAUGGAAUUCAGGAUGAGGCAGGAAAGAAAGCUCAAAAGAGGAAGACUGGUUGGGGUCCUAUCUUGAGAAUUCCAAGACCAAGAAGGGUUCCUGAGGAUGGUAAAACUAUCAUGCAAAGGGCCCAAGAGCUGAAAGAAGUGAAAACUCUGGAGAAAGGUAAAAAUUAUUCAUCCUCUUUUGCUUUUGAAAGCAAUAGUUCUUUGAAUGAUAAAGCUCUUAAUGUUGGUAUUGAGUUGGGUUCUGAUAGUCAGAGUAUUAAUGAAACCAUUGAUGGUUUAAAACAGAAUGAAUUAGAUAAUUUGAGAAAUUUCAAAGAAAAUAAUCCUGAGGUUAACCUCCCUGCAAAUUUCACUAUUGAGGUAGAGUCGGUGGAGUUUCCUCCUUUGGUGAAUUCUGCCCCGUUGUGGUUCUUCAUGGUGAGGUUCUUGUCCAGACAUGCAGAUCCAAGUUACGAAGUCUAUUAUAUACUCCUAUAUACAAGGAAAUCCAUGUUGAUCUUGCCAUCCGAGAACCUGCCGGUGGGCUUAUGGCCUGGGAAGUCCCUGCCGUACUGUGAAAAAUUUGACCGGAUGAGGGUGCGGAUGUAG